UGUCCUACUUGAGACACCGUAGAUUACUACGGUAUCUUGGCAACCCAAACACGGUUUCUCAACACAGAGCAGUGGGUUAAACGAUUUAAUGUUCCAUUUUAUUAGCUUAAAAACUUAAAGAUUUAAGUUGCCUCGUGAGUCAGUGUUCAUAAAGUGUUACCUGGAGUGUUUUCAUGUUUGUUUAAUCGCUGACGGGAUCCAAAUAACUUGUGGCUUUACGAGACAGAUUCUUAAGUUUGCAAACAGAAGAUGGACCAAACUUUACAUCCUCGCAUUUAUGUGGAAAGAACACUGGCCAUCAUUAAACCAGAUGUCUUUUGUAUGGCUGAAGAGAUCGAAGACGUAAUCCUGAAGUCGGGCUUCACUAUCUUGCAGAAACGGAGGCUGCAGCUGAGUCCAGAGCAGUGCAGUGACUUCUAUGCAGACCAGUAUGGAAAGCUCUUCUUUCCCAGCUUGACAGCCUUCAUGAGCUCUGGCCCCAUCGUUGCCCUGACCUUGACGUGUGACAAUGCCAUCGCCCACUGGAAGUCCAUCAUGGGACCUGCCAACAUCACCAAAGCCAGAGAAACUCAACCAGAGUGCCUCAGAGCAAAAUAUGGAACCUCUGACCUUAAAAAUGCCCUCCAUGGCAGCAACUCAUUUCACACAGCCGUUAAGGAGAUUAAGUUCAUGUUCCCAAACUCUGUAAUUGAGCCCUUUCCGUCAAGAGGAGCAACUGAAGAGUACCUGAGCAGGCACGUAAAUCAAGUUCUGCUACGUGGACUCACUGAGCUCUGCAAGGAAAAGCCACUCAAACCCUGUAUAUGGCUAGCUGACUGGCUGAUUACAAACAAUCCAAACCAGCCUCAAAUAUUUGAUGGGGUCACUGAGGAAGAUGAAGAAUGGCAACCUAACCAAAUCCAAGAGGGAUAGUUAUUCAGUGUUUGCUUCUGUUGUAAUUAAAUAUAUUUAAUAAUAAGUAAUAAUCACGUUAUGCUUGUUUUCUGGUCGAAAUCAAAUGUCUUGUGCAUCUUUAACUUUAUGAAACAAUGUUAUCCCACAAAUCCAAGGGUAUCAGCAAGGUAAAUUAAAAAAAUUGGCUUAAAGUCUGCAUUUUAGACAACACCAGAACAUUGAAGUGGACUAUAAUUUUAUUUUUUUUUUUACUUUGACUUGAUUCUUGAAUGUUUUCUGCGUUUAAAAGCCUCACAAACUCAACAUGUUUAUAGUUGAAACUUGUAGGCUACUUUUUUUGUAAUUGGCUAAAUUCAUUAUCGGAAAAAUAAUAUUUAUAAAUCAACAUGUAUUCCACAUUAAAUCCAUUCCCUGGCUUUUUUUCUGUAAAAUCCCAUGCUUACAGCACGCUUAAUGCCUUAUUUCUCACACGACCCUACUUUGUACAUCAUUGUCAGAUUUUCAGUGAGCUCAAUUGACAAAACUGUCAGCUUUGAAGCAUUAUUCAACAGGACAGUGUGGCUAUUUCAUCUCGA
Melanotaenia boesemani (Boeseman's rainbowfish) is the source of this 1469-nucleotide messenger RNA. RefSeq names its product NME/NM23 family member 5 (gene nme5). NCBI's taxonomy places the organism in Eukaryota, Metazoa, Chordata, Actinopteri, Atheriniformes, Melanotaeniidae. The record is from RefSeq and is a predicted model, not a curated record. Bases 250 to 912 code for a protein of 220 amino acids. The transcript is spliced from 5 exons. Gene Ontology annotation, molecular function: nucleoside diphosphate kinase activity. Gene Ontology annotation, biological process: negative regulation of oxidative stress-induced intrinsic apoptotic signaling pathway; CTP biosynthetic process; GTP biosynthetic process.